This is a messenger RNA of Anguilla anguilla (European eel), 2453 nucleotides long. It is a transcript of the gene ccdc69, whose product is annotated as coiled-coil domain containing 69. The transcript is spliced from 9 exons. NCBI's taxonomy places the organism in Eukaryota, Metazoa, Chordata, Actinopteri, Anguilliformes, Anguillidae. Gene Ontology annotation, molecular function: microtubule binding. Bases 103 to 1044 code for a protein of 313 amino acids. Gene Ontology annotation, cellular component: cytoplasm; nucleus. The record is from RefSeq and is a predicted model, not a curated record.
UUACGGUAAAUGUGCAUCGCCGACUCCUGUGAAACAUGAAGCACUUAAAUUUAAGUUGGGGUUUCUGUUGGGGUUACGGUGCGGCCGGUGAAACUGACAGACAUGGGUUGCUGCUCUAGUUCGGUGUGUUCGGGCGUCUUCAGGAAGAAGACAAAAAAUGAAGGCAAAAAAGGAAAGAAGGAUUGCAAGGAGAUUAACAGCCUUCAGGAUGGAAGCAGUAAGGUGCCUCUUGAGGAGCUGGGCCCCAGCCUAGAGAAGUUGCACGAGCAAUACGAGCAGCAGUUCAGGGCCCUCCAGCAGGCGCUGAAAGCUGCUGGCACCAAGGAGAGGGAGAAGCUGCUGCAGACCCACAGCCAGCAGCUGAGCAGGCUGCUGUGGGACAUCACUGAGAAGGUAAAAGCUGACACUACUGCAGACUUGAAUAUGGUUUAUGAGAAGAAACUUAUGACCAAUACCGAGGAGCACCAGAUCAGAACUGAAGAACUGAAGAAAGCGCAUGACCAAGAGAAGAAAUCUCUGAGGGAGGAUUUUGAAGCAGGUCAGGCCUCAUUGCAGGCGAAGGUAGACGAGCUGACUGCAGACCUGAAGCUGUUUAACGAGUUGAAGCGGAGUGUGGAGGAGUCGAGCCUGAAGAGGGACUUGCAGCGGAACAUUCAGGCACAAGGAAGCCCUGGGGCAUUCUGGGAACAGGAGCUGGAGAGCCUGCUGUUUGUCAUUGAGAUGAAGAGUAAGAAGUUGCAGGAUCAGUGGAGGAAGCUGCAGCAGGCUGAGGUGCUGGUGGAGAAGAAUAGCACCAUGGAGGACCAAGUGAAACAUGUCCUCCAGCAGAAUGAAGACCUGGAGGCCCGCAUCAGUAGCCAUCAAACCCUGAUCCAACGUCUGUCCAAGGAGCAGGAAAGCCUACAGGAGGCCCUGAGGAAAGAGGCUCUGCUGAUUCAGAAGCUGAGCCAGGAAAAGGAGGAGCUCCUGUACAGGCUCCUGCAGCAGGAGCCUGGGCUCGCCCUCCGCCCGUCGCCCAUCGCGCCACAGCUGACCCCCAGCUGAUCCCGCCAACUCCCCCCACUGACGGAGCAACCCCGCGCCGGACAAACCUGGAACCCUACCACCCCGAGGCCAGAGCCAGUACAGACCAGGCCGUACAAGUCCGUUCCACUUCCUGUGUGAAAUCUUCACACGUAUAAUUCCGACAGCAGCUUGAGCAGUCAUCCAGGUCGAGAGACCCCCUGAACGUGGCCGACAUCUGUACUCGGCUAAUGGACCGUUUCUCAUUUCUGCGCCUGUCUGUCACAGGAAGCUGAUGGCUGGAGCUGCAGCCGUUCGCGAGCCGAACGCGGUUUGGAAGGUUUCUAUGCGUUGUUUAUCAAAUGAGUGUUUGUUGUGCGUGCCUUGUGCACUGUCAGAAUACUGUCACACAUUUCUCCAGUUCCUCUAUUACAGUGGUAAUGGAGAUGGGAGCAUCUGUAGCAGUCCUGUCUACGAGCCAAAGAUAUUCUGUAUAAGCGCGUUAUUAUUGAGCUUGCCAUUUGUAUUAUUUCUCCUUAAACAUGGUAGUUUUCAUUUUCAAGAGAUUCAUUCAUCCCCACUGAAUAUUUGCAUGUGGUGAAGCCUACUGUGCCCAGGAGUGGGUUUAUUUGUACACUGGCUUGUCAGUUUUUUUAACAUGCAGUGAAAAUCUUGUCUCGGUGAAAUGGGGACAUGGACACAUUUAAGACUGCUCCAGGUCUGGACAUGGAAUUACAUGCAGGACUUCCCAUUUAAGGUGCAGCAGUAUAUUGACCUGCUGACAACUCAUUAGCGACAAUGAUUUUAUUUUUUAUUUUAUUUACCUGUGUAUUAUUUUUGUAUCAGUUUUUGUAUUAAAACUAGAAACAAAACGCACUUAUAAGUGUAGAUUUGAAAACUGUGCAUAUUCAGCACUCGGGCACUUUUGAAUCAGUGUUUUAGUCAUGUUUUAAUCCAAGGAUCUGAAUUUGUGUGUGUGCUUGUGAAUGCAUUUGUUUAGCAUGCAUAUUGAUGUGUGUUGAAAAUCAGAUGUGCGACUUGUGCCGUUUUCACUUUAAGUGAAAUGUUAUAUCAGAACGUUAAAUGUUGUAUCAGAAUGUUGAAUGUGAAUAUAGGGCUCGUUUCACAAAAUAAUACAGCAUGCAAGCUCAUAUGCGAUCAACUUGUUGGAGCAUUUGACGAAGACAAUAGAAUUUCUUUCCACUAACUCAUCUCGUGAAGAGCGGAUUUGUUGUAACCCUGGAGUGGUAGAAAAUGUAUUAUGAUCUACAAACGAUACAUUGUUUUAUUUUAUUAUUUUUUGUGAAACCCAUUUUGAUACAUUAUUCACAAAUCGAGAAUGAAACACUGGCAUACUGCUUUCAUGAAACGAGCCCCUCCUGUUUUCUGUAAAUUAUGUUGGUUCAAUCUUCUGUUCUCAAAAUCAAGUCAAAAUAAAUAGUAUUCUUUUA